Messenger RNA from Talaromyces stipitatus ATCC 10500, 4466 nucleotides. Its product is annotated as involucrin repeat protein. Bases 1 to 2571 code for a protein of 856 amino acids. NCBI's taxonomy places the organism in Eukaryota, Fungi, Ascomycota, Eurotiomycetes, Eurotiales, Trichocomaceae. The transcript has 3 exons. The record is from RefSeq and is a predicted model, not a curated record.
AUGGACAGCCUUCGGUCGAGUACGUCCUCGUACGGGGAUCCCAGGUACCUUUCGACCGGCUAUCCCAACGGCGCUGUUUCUGUGGUUCCGUCCCGCCUGGUAGAUGGCUACCGGAGUGCAUCAGAUAUGGCAACGGAUGAUAGGUCUCAAUAUAGUGGGCACUCCGGCCCAAUUCCGCAGACCAAUGCUCCCUCAAUCGACAUCCAAGAUCCGGUAUUGUUACAUCUUCUGACCGAGACCGCGAUCGGAGAUAGCGCCGGUUAUGAGAUUCUUCCAUUCGAGGAAGUCGAAGACUUGAAGCGCGAAUAUGCUACUUUAUCGAAUCGGGUCGAAGGUACAAAACGGAAACUUGCAUUGGAGACCAAGCUCAGAGAUGCUGCACAAUCACUACGCCGACUGUCAAGCUUAAAGAGCAACGGUGUGACGAACGGUGUGGCGCAUCAUCCCGAGGAUGAAGAAUUCACGAUUAGUUCGCGGAAAUGUGAAGAGCUCGCUCAGGAGCUAUGGGCCUUGGAGAGGAGGGCACAGGAUGUGCAUAAACGCCUUUUGGAACAUACAGCCGGAAUACUUCAGUUGACGCAUCGGGGCUUGAAGAAGAACGCAAAUCGCGGCAGCAUAAAUAACGGUCUUAACGGUACUACACUCGACUUUGAUGAUCGAAGUCUCUACAGGGAAAUGGAAACGGAUGAUCCGGGCUUGCGAUCCCAAAACGGAGGCGGCGGUCUGGCUGCAGAUAUCAACAGUCUCCGAAGCACCGAGCAGAAAUUAGAGGAGCUGAAUGGACGUCUACGUGACUUACUUCUCGAUAAUCACAGUCCCCAGGAUAUAGGCCCACUGCCACUUAGAGUCACCGAGGAUACGUCUCUAACCUUUGUUCAAGAUCACCUUGCUUACCUCGAACGAAGCUUGGAAACCCUUCAAUCCAGUGGACUUCGAAGGGGUGGACUCGAACCGGAAAUAUCGGCUACUGAAAUGGGAUCCGAACUCGGAGCCAUCAACAGUCAAUUACGAAGCUUACUUGGGCAAGCCGGUUCUCAUCUCUCGCCGACACUGCCACCGCCUCCUAGUCCGACCGGGGAAUAUCUCAGUAAUCAUAUGGACUAUUUGAAGUCUGGAAUGGAGGAUCUACAGAGACGGGUUAACUCUCUACAAGACCAAAAGAGUAUCCUGACCACGCAGAUCCAGCAACAAAGAGAAUUGAAUUCAAAAUCGGAUGCUGAAAAGGACGCUCACGUAGCAGACUUGGCGCAACAGCUUGUUGAAACAAGGAAGCAGCGUGAGCUUUCUGAGCGUGAAUUGGAAACCGUUAAAGACGAAUUAGCUUUAGUGAUGGAGCAGCUCGAUACCGUGAGACAGCAGGAAAACAUUCAAGAUUCUCAAAGAGAGCGCGAGCAAAUUGCUGCUCUGCAAUACGAAAAGGAAGCCCGGUCUAAAGCAGAAACUGAAGUUCAACGCCUUCAGAAUGAAUUGACUCGUCUCGAGGGAGAAUAUGCACGCGAGCAGACAGCAGCACUAGAGCAAGAAAGGGAAGCACGAUCCAAAGCCGAAACAGAAGUUCAACGUAUAGGUGCGGAGCUGUUCCAAAUUCAAGCAGAGUAUGCACGCGCACAAUCUACAGAGACAGAAGCUCAACGCCUUCGGGAAGAAUUGACUCAACUUGAAGGCGAAUACGCACGCGCACAAUCUGCAGAGAUAGAAGCUCAACGCCUUCGGGAAGAAUUGACUCAACUUGAAGGCGAAUACGCACGCGUACAAUCUGCAGAGAUAGAAGCUCAACGCCUUCGGGAAGAAUUGACUCAACUUGAAGGCGAAUACGCACGCGCACAAUCUGCAGAGAUAGAAGCUCAACGCCUUCGGGAAGAAUUGACUCAACUUGAAGGCGAAUACGCACGCGCACAAUCUGCAGAGAUAGAAGCUCAACGCCUUCGGGAAGAAUUGACUCAACUUGAAGGCGAAUACGCGCGUGCACAGACUGAAUUGACUGUCGUUAAAGCCGAACUUGAUGGAGCAUAUGGCACACGUGCAGAGCGAGCAGCCGAAGCCGCAGCCAGUCCGGCCUUGUAUAAAGAAAUCGAAGACCUCAACACGAAGAACAUCAGUCUUGCCGAGGAGCUAGCCACCCUACGGGCCGAACGAGUUAACACCGGAGCCGACCAAGGCGAGCUUCAAAAGCGCGUCGAAACGCUUCAAAAGGAACUCGAAGAAACGAUAGAAGAUUACGAAGCAAUGACCAAAGCAAGCAUUGAAUUUGAGAAGGAGCGCGAAAGAUACGAAGGCACGAUUGAUAAUUUGCGUGAUCGCAUCGAACAAUUAGAGGCACAGCUCAGUGAUGAGCGUAUCACAUGGAUGGGCGUGAGUCAGACGGCCAUGAGAGAUGGUGCGACAGAGACCACUUCGACAAUGGUAUUGAAAAAUGAAUUUAAGAAGAUGAUGCGGGAUACGAGAGCGGAGAAUAUGAAACUUCUUAGAGCCGAACAAGAAGAACGAAAGAAACUCGAAGCGCUGGUUCGCAGUCUCAAAAUGGAACAAACAAUCGGCAAACCGACUCUCAAUCAGAGCAUGGUCACCUAGGCCUUGUCUUUAUUCUAUAUAUACUAAUAAUCAUCUAUGGUUCGAUCCCCUAUAAUGACAAGAAACCAACAAAUGAUCCUGUUCCCAUUGAUAAUGCACGUGUGAAAAUAUGUACAGCGAACUUUUCUUUCUUUCUUCUCAUCUUGUUUUAUAGAUAUACGGGGAAGGGCAGGCGUCUUUUUUUUAUUCUUUUCUUCCACUUUCGGAUGGACCCAAGUCAUUUAUCGUCUUGGAUGCUUGGUACCCUGGUAAGGAUACUUGUCUACCAGUUUUCACUUUUUAUCCCGCUUUCUUCUUGCACCUUUCGGGACAUUCAUGUAUAUUAAUUGUAUAUAUUUGAUUAUUAUAAUUCAGGUUUUCGGUGAUGAAAGUUAUUUAGGUCCGGAAUUAAAUCAUUCUUUGAAGCAAUUGGGAUGCUUCCUAGUCUUUUUAUGUACACAAGUCCAAGCCCGUCCAUUCCAACUUCAUCAACUUUAAUUCCACUGACAUGGACCGCGAGAUUAACAAUUCUUUAUUUGAGUAUGUCAAUUCAUAUGAACAAGAAUUACAAAAUUGAGGAUAGAGUAGGGCAACAAGAAAGUAUACCAAAAGAAAAUAAUUUCCCUCGCCCAUCACCGCCAAAAAAGGAUUGACUGGACUCCAAAUCCCAAAUGCAAGAUCUCUCAUAUGCGUCGUGUCGUAAACAAUUUUUUCUUUUCCUUGGUUGUCUCACAGUCCUUUUGAGUAUAUGAUAUGUGAUUGUGUGGGAGAUAAGAUUAUCAGGGGGUUGACGAAAAAAGUAUGUUUGUAAGAUAUGGAAUAAGAAGCGAACGGUCGUUAUUGUAGAGGAAAGAGAAGGGGUAUUGGCAUGCGUCUAAUCAGUAAUGGGUACUGGCUCAGACAUGUAACCCAAAAUUGUGCGUACAAUGGCUGCUGUCUAUACACCCACGAAAAAUUGAGACGCCUCCAUAAUCUCCUCGUCACCCGCAGCAAAAUCCCAGCCUACUAUUCGCGAAUCCUGGCUAGCACAGAUAAUCUUUCGCGCAUCGAAUUGAAGCUUAUAUAUUCUUGCUGGUGUCAUUGUCGGGUUAUGGUGUCGGCCAGCUGCUAUUGCUAUUGGAUGCACAAGUCCAGGUACAGCUCCUUGAGCUUGAGCAACAAUGGCGUUAACAGCUUGCACUUGCUGUAACGGGAUGUGAUUCGGUUGGGGGUUAUUCCCAGCUGGAGGAGGAGGAGGAGGGGCCUGUUGGUUGACUUGCUGUGGCGGUGCGGCUGCGUUCAAUUGGGGCUGAGGAUUGAUAUUGUGGUUAUUGCUCUGACUUGGAACGGGGGCAACAGAGGGAUGAAUCCUAGCUUGGUGAUGCAGUAUCGACAUGGUUCGAGACUGGCCUUGUAGCAACUCCAUAUAACGCAUUGCUUGAUCGCGAGCACGGGUAGAAUAUGGCGUAUUUGCCAUCGUCACGGCAUCUGCAUGGCGAAGUCGGUGUCCGACUAACCACCCGCCAUUACGAUCCUUUCUCCAAAUGAUAACUGUCUCGUCAUACGAGCCGGAAACGAUGCGGGCCCAUCUGCUGCCCCCACCUCCUGGUGGGAUGCUAGCACCUAGCGCUGUGACUUCAGUAGGAUCUCUUGAUCCUGCGUUUCGCGAUGUAACACUACGACGAACUGCUGCUGGUCGAUGUUGAUAAGGUAUGUUGCCAUUACGAUGAGCAUCCCAGAACUCGUUAUCCCGUGCAAGAGCUUCCAGUCGUUCUGCUUCCUCUGCGCCUGGAGGAUCCCCAAACCCGGCUUGAACAGCCCGUACCAGGUUACUAUGCCCAAUCAGACAAGACACUUGUGCUGACGAUUCAUGAUCGAAGAUACGGACCGUGUCAUCAUUGCUACCACUGAUGAUGCGCCGGUUAUCAAAUUGGACA